AUGGUUUUCAUCAGCGUAAAUAUCAUUAGCCCCGACUUUAUUGGUGGCAGCGGCUGUGGCGUUAGUGGCGGUAUUGGUGUGGUGCUUGCAAAUUAUCUGACAGCAAAUUUCAUGGUCCCCUUUUACUUGAAACCACAAGCAGUGGUGUAUAACGCCGAUAACUGCACGAUCUACAGCUGUCAGCGGAAAGGUGAGGUGUUGAUAGUGUCUUCUUCACAAGAAACUUGCCCAGAUGUGAGUGGCUGCCCGGCACACUUAUUGGUGACCACCGAAGGGGGUUGCUGUAAAUUGUGCAAGAGUGAACCUCCUGCCGAGGACCAGAAGAAUUGCCUCCCGGUCAGCUUGGUUGAACCGCUGACAGUAGAACUAAUAGAAAUUGUACAGCCCGGUGUGGGUAAGUGUGUAAAUAAAGCACCCAUACAGGGUUUCACAGACUGCGAGGGCGCUUGUUCGUCUGGUUCGAAAUACAAUAAAGACUCGGCUACGCACGAGAAGCAUUGCCACUGUUGCAGUAUUAAGAGUUGGAAAGCAGUAACUGUGCCACUGAUUUGUGAGAAUGGCAGCAAGCUAGAGAAAAAGGUUGACGUCCCGGCAAGCUGCGGUUGUAGUCCUUGCGCUGAGAACACUGACUAUGAUAUUGGUGAUAAAAUUGAUGUGCGAAUGCAAACCUUACCCAAAAUUCUAUCUGGCCAGCUUUCAGUGCUUUGAAGCUACAACGAAGAGGGCUACGGAUCAACGAACGAUAGCUACACUUAGAAUUAGGACUUGUUGCUAAGUUAUAAUAAAUACAAUUAACAUUCGAAUAUAAAAUAGAA
Molecule: messenger RNA, 815 nt
Organism: Rhagoletis pomonella (apple maggot)
Lineage: Eukaryota; Metazoa; Arthropoda; Insecta; Diptera; Tephritidae
Product: hemocytin-like
Exons: 4
Coding region: 1-708 (235 amino acids)
Source: RefSeq, a predicted model, not a curated record